Messenger RNA from Arvicanthis niloticus (Nile rat), 3170 nucleotides. It is a transcript of the gene Ttll12, whose product is annotated as tubulin tyrosine ligase like 12. Gene Ontology annotation, cellular component: cytoplasm. NCBI's taxonomy places the organism in Eukaryota, Metazoa, Chordata, Mammalia, Rodentia, Muridae. The record is from RefSeq and is a predicted model, not a curated record. Gene Ontology annotation, biological process: protein modification process.
GGCGGCGCUGUGCACAUCCGAGCACCAUGGAGAGCCAGCCCGGGCCGCAGCCUGGCAGCCCGGGCCGCUCCGAGAGGCUGAACGCGCGGCUGCUGGACGAGUUCGUGUCCCUGCACGGCCCCACGCUGCGCGCCUCAGGCGUCCCGGAGCGACUAUGGGGCCGCCUCCUACACAAGCUGGAGCACGAGGUUUUCGACGCUGGGGAGAUGUUUGGGAUAAUGCAGGUGGAGGAGGUGGAGGAGGCUGAGGACGAGGCCACCAGAGAGGCUCAGAGAAAGCAGCCCAAUCCUGGGGGUGAGCUGUGCUACAAGGUCAUUGUGACCAGUGAGAGCGGUGUCCGGGCUGAUGACCCCAACAGCAUCUUCCUCAUCGACCAUGCCUGGACAUGCCGUGUGGAGCAUGCCCGCAAACAGCUGCAGCAGGUACCUGGACUCCUGCACCGGAUGGCCAACCUCAUGGGCAUCGAGUUCCAUGGAGAAGUGCCCAGCCCAGAAGUUGUGGCCCUAGUGCUGGAGGAGAUGUGGAAAUUCAACCAGACCUAUCAGCUGGCCCAUGGGACAGCUGAAGAGAAGGUGCCAGUGUGGUACAUCAUGGACGAGUUUGGCUCAAGGAUCCAGCACUCAGACAUGCCCAGCUUCGCCACCGCUCCCUUCUUCUACAUGCCCCAACAAGUGGCGUACACGCUGCUUUGGCCCCUAAGGGACCUAGACACAGGCGAGGAGGUGACCCGGGACUUUGCCUACGGAGAGGCAGACCCUCUGAUCCGGAAAUGCAUGCUGCUGCCCUGGGCCCCCGCCGACAUGCUGGACCUCGGCUCCUCUACGCCUGAGCCUCCUGCCAAGUACUACCAGGCCAUUUUGGAGGAGAACAAGGAGAAAUUGCCGCUCACCAUUAGCCCAGUGGCACGUCCCGAGGGCCACAUCUUCAGAGUCCACUGCGACGUGCAGCAGGUGCUCGGCCACCUCACACACCCUCGCUUCACCUUCACUGAGAGUGAGACUGACGCCGACAUCUUCUUCCAUUUCUCACACAUGAAGGACUACAUGAAGCUCAGCCAAGAGAGCCCACAGGUGCUACUCAACCAGUUCCCCUGUGAGAACCUGCUGACUGUCAAGGACUGUCUGGCCUCCAUCGCUCGCCGGGCUGGGGGCCCGGAGGGUCCCCCCUGGCUACCCCGAACCUUCAACCUGCGCACUGAGCUGCCCCAGUUUGUCAGCUAUUUCCAGCAGCGGGAGAGGCGGGGUGAAGACAACCACUGGAUCUGCAAGCCCUGGAACCUGGCCCGCAGCCUGGACACUCACGUCACCAACAACCUCCACAGCAUCAUUCGACACCGAGAGAGUACCCCCAAGGUUGUGUCCAAGUAUAUUGAAAGUCCCGUCUUGUUCCUCCGAGAAGAUGUGGGGAACGUCAAGUUUGACAUCCGCUACAUUGUGCUGCUCCGCUCAGUGAGGCCGCUGAGGUUGUUCGUGUACGAUGUGUUCUGGUUACGCUUCUCCAAUCGGCCCUUCGCCCUCAAUGACCUAGACGACUAUGAGAAGCAUUUCACCGUCAUGAAUUAUGAUCCGGAUGUGGUGCUGAAGCAGGUACACUAUAAUGAGUUCAUCCCCCAGUUUGAGAAGCAGUACCCAGAGUUUCCCUGGAGUAGUGUCCAGGCUGAGAUCUUCAAGGCCUUCACGGAGCUGUUUGAAGUGGCAUGUGCCAAGCCACCACCCAUGGGCCUCUGCGACUACCCCUCAUCUCGGGCCAUAUAUGCCAUUGACCUCAUGCUCAAGUGGGACAGCCACCCAGAUGGAAAGCGGGUGAUGCAGCCUCAGAUCCUGGAGGUGAACUUCAACCCUGACUGUGAGCGAGCCUGCAGGUACCACCCCUCAUUCUUCAACGAUGUCUUCAGUACCUUGUUUCUGGACGAGACUGACGACUGCCAUGUCACCCGCAUCAUCUAGGUGCCCAGAGCUCUGCCUGUGCUCACAGAACUGCGUCUGCAGUCCCAGCCUUCUCCCCUCUCUCUUCUCUCCUUCCCUCCCCAGCCAGAGCCUCGGCCUAAGUAAGGCCCAGCCCUCCUAAGCUGUGUUCCUGCUUCAUAUGUGGGAUAUCAGGUCCAUGUGUGGCAGAGCGGGACAGUGAGUGGUGUCCCAAGGGCUGGGCUCUGCCCCAGCACUCUCUGUACCUCUUAACACCCUCUCUUCUCUGACGUGUCUGCAGCUCAGCCAAGGGCUUUUCUCCUGGCAUCUAGAGAGUUUUCAGACAAAGAAGUGUUCUGCAGAACCAGGGUUCCACGUGGAAGUGUUUGGAAACCCCAUAUCCACUAGGGCCAGAGAGUAUUCUCUCAGUUUCUGCCCUCCUGUCCCAUGGCUGCUGUAAAUGGGGUACGAGGACCCUGUGUUGUACUCACAGGCCCCAGAACAGCCAAGGGGAAACAUUUGCCAACCUGGCCUUAUGCCUCAGCAUCCUCCACCAGAGCCUUCACCAGCAGACUUCCCAGCCAUGCCUCCUGCCCUUGGUAUUUCCCAUCUGGGAAGCUAGGCUGUUCAGAGUCCCAUGGUCUCUGUGUGCUGCCACCUCACCAAGUCCCACUGUGCUCUUGUGGUAGACAGGGUGCCAGGGUGCUCUAGGGUUGUGACAUUUCAUGGCAGAGUCCAGGCAGGGGUGACUGGAAAUGCCACAGCUGCUAAGAUGGCUCUGGGGAGAACUUCAUGUGGGAAUCAGGCUGCCUCUUGCCAAGGUUCAGAGCCAGAGUACUGAGGUUUGGGGUUGUUUGGUUUUCUUUUAACCUACAGAAAGUCAAUGUAACAUCAAGUUCCUAAUUUUGUUGCUGGAAUUUGAAGUCAGCCACACAGUUGUUUCUGUAACUGCUGGGCACCUACAUCCAGCCCCCUAGGAAGUGGGUGUGGUUAAGUGGGCGGGAGGUGCUUUCAGACUCUCCUGUGGGUGGGGCACUGUGGUGGCUGUCAAACUUGUGAAGGUAAAAGUGACCCUCUCUUAUAGCAUAACUGGACAUGGUUCUUCCUGCUCAUCUCUGGGCAUGUAGGCCACCUAUUAGGGAGUCUGCCCAUCCAUGUUGGGUCCAGCCACCAUCAGGGGCAGGGUAGACACUUCUGGUGGUCCUGUCCCUGGAAAGCUACUGGCCUCUGCCCUUUUAUACUGCAAUAAAAUACACCUUCUUUUCA